Messenger RNA from Oncorhynchus keta (chum salmon), 972 nucleotides. It is a transcript of the gene igfbp6b, whose product is annotated as insulin-like growth factor binding protein 6b. Bases 301 to 909 code for a protein of 202 amino acids. The record is from RefSeq and is a predicted model, not a curated record. Gene Ontology annotation, biological process: regulation of insulin-like growth factor receptor signaling pathway. Gene Ontology annotation, molecular function: insulin-like growth factor I binding; fibronectin binding; insulin-like growth factor II binding. The transcript is spliced from 4 exons. Gene Ontology annotation, cellular component: extracellular region. NCBI's taxonomy places the organism in Eukaryota, Metazoa, Chordata, Actinopteri, Salmoniformes, Salmonidae.
CAUAACUGUGCUCUCUCUCUCCCUCUCUAUCACCGCCUUUCAGAUCUUUAAAAGCUGCUGCUUUGCUGUGUCUCUCUCGAUCUCAAUUUGUCUCCUCUGGCACUGCAGGGGACUCCUGGCUGCCUAACGAUUGAACCGGCUAAGCACCAAGCAAAGCUGAAGAGACGGAGAGAGGACAGAGAGAAAGAGGAGAAAGAGAUAAAUAUACAUCCAGAAAUAGCAUCAGCCACAGUUGACUGACAGAGAGAGAAAGAGAGAGAGAGUGUGUGUGUGGAGCUUAACCUGAGACCUGGACAGAAAAUGCCUCUCCUUUCUAACUUAACGACUAUUGUCUUGUUGCUGAUUGCUCACUGCGGAUCUUGGAUUCUGGCUAACCGCUUGGGCCCCUACAAGGGUUGUCCCUCUUGUAGAGAAUCUUUGGGGGCAGGUCGGGCCCCCCGGGACCAUAUUGGACAAGCAGGCAGCACAUCCAUGUUGGCCCAGGGAGAGCCCUGUGGUGUGUACACCAUGAGCUGUGCCAAGGGGCUGCGCUGCGUGCCCCCUCCUCAGGAACACAGCCCACUCCAGGCGCUGCUGCAGGGCAGGGGCUUCUGCACCAAGCACAGCAGGACCAGUCCCACGGAGAGGCCCCACCCCACAGGUCCACAUCCUUCACAAAGUGGUGAAAUAGAAAAGGCACCCUGCCGCAAGCUGCUCAAUAGUGUUCUGCGGGGUAUUGAGCUCACUAUCUUUCAGUCUGAUCGUGACAUCUAUAUCCCCAACUGUGACACUCGGGGCUUCUACAGGAAAAAGCAGUGUCGCUCCUCCAAGGGUAUGCAGCGUGGCCACUGUUGGUGUGUGGAUGAGCUGGGUACUGCCUUGCCCUCACGUGCCAGCGAAGACGGCACUUUACCAUGCGAUGGAGAGUGAGAGAGGUCCUUGUCCCAAAAUGUUGAGCCUAGAGGAGGGGGAGUAAGGGGAGGAGGAGGUGGU